AUAAUUUCGAUAUCGGAUUAAGCGUCACUUUAGAUUAGAUAUCACACGACAUUGAUAGUGAAAAUUUAUUUUAUCGUGCCACUCUUCUUCAGUAUGUAUUUUCUAAGUAGUUUCUCAUUAAUUAUAGUACACAAUUCAUGAUUCAAAAUAUUUGUGAACAAACUUUCAACGCUAUAUUUUGGCACAAAGAAUGGAUAUAAAUAAUGAAAGAAUAGCAGAUUUAUCAAUUAGUGACAAGAAAAGUGAAAUUGUGCAAUUUGUUUUUGGAAUUUGUGCUUCUCUCUCGGCAAUUGUUUGCGGUGCUUACCAGGCAUGGCCAUCCCCAGCAAUAGCUCAUCUGAGAAGUAAGGAGACACACAUACGAGUAACGGACAAUGAUGCAAUGUGGAUAGUAUCCUUGUACUACGCUGGGGAUUUAGUGGGGAGCUUAUUAAAUUUCUCCCUGAUCGACAGGAUUGGACGAAAAUAUACACUAUUGGCGUUUACAAUUCCAGAAUUGAUAGGAUGGUGUUUGAUCAUCUACGCUAAACAUCCUUUAUUCUUCUACAUCGCUAGAUUUUUGGGUGGAGUUGGCGAGGGUGGCGUUUAUUCCACCCUAAUCAUCUACUUGAGUGAAAUAGCCGAGAAGAAUGUUAGGGGUAUUCUCGUUAACAUAAUGGUGAUUGCAAACUAUAUUGGUGUUUUUAUUUUUACGGCAAUUGCGGCUUACUGGUCGUACGAUACUUUGAACUAUAUGUCUAUUUUCGUAACUAUCAUGUCCCUGUUGAUAUUUCUUAUUCUUCCUGAAACACCUCAUUAUUAUUUGAUGAAGGGUCGCGAUAUGGAUGCAAUGGAUUGUUUAAAAAAAUUGAGAAGAUCUACUAAACCAAGUGUUUUGACGUCCGAUAUGGAGACAAUGAAAUUGGCAAUUGCUGAAGAUCAAAAGGCAAGUACGGCUGGUUUUUGGAAAGUUGUUACCAGUAGUAAUAAUCGGAAGGGUGUUUGUAUUAUUUUUGUCCUGGAGGCUACUGAAUGUUUAUCAGGAAGAUAUGCCACCGUUUCCUAUGCGCACGAAAUAUUUGGUAUGAGUCCCUUACCCUUGAAGCCCGGAAUUCAAGUAAUGAUUAGAAAUGGAAUGCAAUUUCUAGCCUGUGUUGCUGCUACGGGAAUAAUAGAUCGAUUUAACAGAAAAUCACUUUUUUUAACAACUGCUAUUUUUGAUGGACUUUGUCUGGCGGUGGUGGCUUUUUUCUUCUUUUUGAAGAUAUACCUGCUAAUUGAUGUCACGUCUUUUGCCUGGGUACCUCUAGUGGCUCUGACAUCCUACGACGUGAUAGGUUCAUUUGGAGUCAGUCCACUGCCUUACAUCAUAAUUGGAGAACUUUUUCCGAUAAGUAUUAAGGGUCCUAUGGUCGCAAGUGGAAUGAUCUUGGGUCCUGCUUUUAGUUUCAUUACUUCCGCUAUGUACGAGCCGGUGACGAACAAUUGUGGUAUCUAUACAACAUUUUUUCUCUAUUCAAUACUAAUUACAACCGGAGCUGUAGUUAUUUAUCUAAUUCUCCCUGAGACAAGAGGAAGAACUUUGGAGGAAAUUCAAGCAAUUCAAAAUCCAGUAUUAAGACUCAAAAUCGAAUCGAAGAAUCUAAACGAAACAAAAGUGGAUAUUAGUGAAUUAAAAACUUUCAUAGAUAGCGACACCAAUACCUCCUUAACUCAUAGACAUUGGCUAGAAAGUUGAAAAGUGAAUAUUUCAUUAUUUCUCUUCAGUAUUUCUAGAAUCGGCUUUGAGAAUCAUUAAAUAAUUUAAUGAAAUACCUUUUUUAAGAUCUGAUAGCGGAAACGGAUAAAUAUUCAAAGAUCGGAUUUUCGAAUCGGAUGAAUGUUAAUUAUCCGAUAUAGAAAUUAUAUACAUACAAAUUUGUAUAGUCUUAGGCAAUAUUUAUUGUUAUUAAUAUUCCUAACAGCAACAGAUUCUAAUCCUACUGUUGGGGUUCAACCAAAUAGUGAUAUUAUAAAAAAUAUUGGUCGGCAAUUGUAAAUGUAUUAGAAAUAAUAUUUAUAUAGUGAAACAAUAAUUAUUAUUAUAUUAAUAAUAUAUUUUGUCCUUCAUUAAUAUUGUGAAACAUUCCAUAUUCUCAUGUCAAUGUAAAAGAGAUAAAACAAAAAGCAGUAAAUGGGGAUAAACAUUAAAAAUGCCUCUGCUGCUUUUCAAAAGCAUGUGAACCCCCUGAUCUCAGGAUUGGAGGGGAAUGAAUAUUUCAACGUUCACCGGAAGGAAAUUUCCUUGUCGUAAAUUCCUAUUAUUUUCAUCGAAGACGUUUUUUGAAAUAAAAAUAUGUUAUAUUAACGGUAUAAAAAUUUUAUUGGUAGUUUAAUUACUAAUUAAUUAUUAGAUUUAUAUUAUAAUCUUCAAUUUAAAAAUUAAUGCACAUAUAAAGGGUACUUUGAACUUUAUUUUGACAUAUUUAUAAAAAUAAUUUUUUUUAAACUUCUACAAAGAAUUUGGGUGGAUCCUCCGAAGCGAGACAUUUUGCGGUGAGCAGGAUAUUUCUGGACUGGAUCUGCAUCUUCAGCACCUUCUAGAACUUUUUUUUGGUUUUGUUCAUUCACAAUAGGAAGGUAGAAAAAAGGGACAGUGACAAUGUUUACAAGCUUGAUUGUAACUUGAAAAAUAUUCAACGGAUCGUCUUGAAAUUUUCUGAGUGUAGUCUUAAAUACAUUUGUAUAUUUCGAAAAUGCAAUAAAAAAUCGAAUUCUUCAAAAUUCUGAGUGGAUUUGGAAAAGUACGGAUAACAAUCGUAAUAAAUACAUUUGCGGUCAGAACAUCUAUUCAAAGACCCUUCAACUUUCAAGAAACCUUUAAAAAAUUCAGAACUAUAUAAAAAAAGGGGUUGAGCACAACUGAAUUCAUAUAGAAGAAAUAAAUAUUACAAUGGCUUUUCGCGCCAAGGAGAGAAACUUUUUCGCGCUUAUUACCCCCUGGAAUAUAUUCGUUGGGGGAGCGAGUUUCACGGGACUCGUUUCUCGACAGCUUAUCUGGAAGGGAUGUACAAUUUUCUGUCUCCGUAGUCCUCUGAAAAAGUCCCUCCCAUCCUGGUCGUAACAGAACCCUCGUCGUUGUCGUGGUGGGCUGAAGGCAUCCCAUGUGCCAUGGUGUGUAUAUACGCCAGUGUGGUGUGGUUAUUGCAGUCAUGGUAGGGUCGAUACUUUCACGUACACACAUUUAUAUAUAUAUACAUAUAUAUACAGAGGAGAGUAGUAGACAUUCCAACGUGUUGGUAUACGCAGUUCCAAUUACGACGUUUUAGAAAAGCUUGGAAAGAGGAACUCUCUGGAUAACCACCCUCAUGCCCUCAGGCCUCGACCAUCCCAACUACAGAUCUCGUAGUGCAGUCUCGUUAGAUUUUCUUAUUCGGUUAUAUAUCGGCAUUGCCUAUGCCUGCAAUAACCUCUUGCCCCCUUCUACAUUCUCCUUCUCUAUCUCUCUCCAACCACCCACUAUUUUCAAACCUCCUGGUUUUAUAUGUAUAUCUUUCUCACUCUCUUCUCUCUUAUACACACGCUUGGCUUAUCUUACUCGUUUUAUGUCCUUCCAUUUCCACCCCUAGCCGAUUUCCGUGUUCAGUAGUAGAGUCAUUAUUAGGUGUAUCGCAUCCGCAUUUUGUGUUUCUUAUUUAUUGGUUAUCGCCAGUUACAUUGUACCAUUUAUUUAUAGUUUUCGGGCUCCUUGGUGCAUUUCUUCGGUGAUAAAAAUAUAUCAAGAGUAUUUUCAACAGAAGACAGUAAAAUACCUUAGAUAAUCCAUAAUUAUUAUCUCUCUGAUGAUUCCACUCAAUAUGGAUUGUCUUUCGCUGAUUACGAAUCUAAAGACAGAUUAACAAAAUCCAAAAUGGCGGAUCCAAAAUGGCGGUAGUUUUUUAAAUACUAACCAAAUUGUUAUGAAACUUAGUAUCCAGAGGGUUUUAAGAUAGCUGAUUACGAAUUGAACCUCUUCAGCCACCCUAUCGUGGUAACUUAAACGACCUAGGCACCUGGUAUAUUAGAUUUUUUAUUUUACAAAAACCUUUUAACUAGAGUACAUAGUAGAACAAUUUUUUUAUCACAUCAUGCAUCAAAUCCGUAUGAAAAAUGAAAUAUAAUCACUAACAGCUUAUCAAACAUCAAUUUCAAAAUCAAUUUUAAUUUAUCAGAUUCCAUGAAAACUAUCUUUGGAAUUUAAUUUGUGACAACCAGCGAACGAGUUUUUCUAUAUA
This is a messenger RNA of Leptopilina heterotoma, 4232 nucleotides long. Its product is annotated as facilitated trehalose transporter Tret1-like. The transcript is spliced from 2 exons. The record is from RefSeq and is a predicted model, not a curated record. Gene Ontology annotation, cellular component: membrane. The coding region runs from base 191 to 1717 and encodes 508 amino acids. Gene Ontology annotation, molecular function: transmembrane transporter activity. NCBI's taxonomy places the organism in Eukaryota, Metazoa, Arthropoda, Insecta, Hymenoptera, Figitidae. Gene Ontology annotation, biological process: transmembrane transport.